Molecule: messenger RNA, 4342 nt
Organism: Eutrema salsugineum
Lineage: Eukaryota; Viridiplantae; Streptophyta; Magnoliopsida; Brassicales; Brassicaceae
Product: pre-mRNA-splicing factor ATP-dependent RNA helicase DEAH7
Exons: 17
Coding region: 379-4146 (1255 amino acids)
Biological process (GO): mRNA splicing, via spliceosome
Cellular component (GO): spliceosomal complex; intracellular anatomical structure
Molecular function (GO): ATP binding; RNA binding
Source: RefSeq, a predicted model, not a curated record
UAACCUAACCGGCGGUGAUCGCUCGUCAUAUUUUUUCCGAUCGUGUUGCUACUUUCACAGUUCCCAAAUUUAUCCCUCUCCUCCACGCCUUCGAAAGACCGACUUUGGAGCGAUUUAUGUAUGAAUGAUUAACCCGAAGAAGGAGUUCGCACUGUUAUAAUUGGAUAUCCAGAAAAAGCUCCUGGAAUCGCUACCUCACGCUCUAAUAGGAGGUGAAGGAAUCGAAGCUCUAAGGAAGGGAAAGUAAUUCUUCCCAGCAGAGUCGUUUUCUCGCCGAGAAAAACGCACGAGGAAGCUGUGUGUUGUUAAUUUCCGGGACAGAUUGUGACUAUUAGAGGUUUUGAGCUGAAAUCGACGAAAUUCGUCCACUGAGUAAAUAUGGGGGUCGAUCCAUUCAAAACCACGGACACGUUAGAAGCUGAGAAGGAAACCGGCGGUGAUCUCCCUCUGAAGGAUAAACUAACUUUUACAGCUCCUGAGAGAAAGUCCCGUCUAGGUUUCGAUGUUAGGGCAAUUGAGAAGAGGGAGAAUGGCAAGUCCGAGGCGGAGUUUAAGGUCCCCAAGAAGCCAACAAUAUCUGUUACAGCAUCUUUGGAUGAAGAGGAUAAAUCUGAUGUAUCAGGAUCAGAUUUUGGAGCAGGAAAUACUCUACAUGACCAUUCCAGCAGACGCUAUAGAGAGAAAUCUUCAAGAUCUGAGACUGCGGAAGAAAGUACCGUGACUACAGAGAAUGCUGCGGCUUCAGAUGUUUCCAUGACUCCCAGGAGUUCAUCCAGCACUGCUAGAUAUGAGAGAGAUGAUAGCAUCAGAUAUCGAAAAGAACAUAGGUAUGAUAAAAGUGAAACCCCGCGGUCAAGGCAGAGAAACACCUAUGAUGAGAUGGAUCGCUACCGAGGGAGGGAGUCCUAUCGCCAAGCUAACCGAGAUUAUCACGGAGAAAAGCGUGGAAGAUGCAGUAGCGAUAGGAGAACUCCAGGUAGGUCAGACUGGGAUGAUGGAAAAUGGGAAUGGGAAGAUAGUCCACACGGAGAUCGAGACUCUAGUUACAGCAAGCGACAUCAGCCUUCCCCGUCACCCAUGUUAGCUGCAGCUUCACCAGAUGCUCGUUUAGCCUCCCCGUGGCUGGAUACACCACGUUUAACAAUGUCUUCUGCUUCUCCAUGGGAUAUUGGUGCACCUUCCCCUGUUCCAAUCCGGGCUUCUGGGUCCUCUAUCAGAUCCGCAAGCUCUAGGUAUGGUGGAAGAUCCAAUCAACUUGCACACUCUAGGGAAGGUGAUCUGACUGAGGAGGGGCAUCCAGAUGAGGAUAGAUCGCAAGGAGCUGAAGAAUAUAACCCUGAGAUCACAGAAAAAAUGCGUUUGGAGAUGGAAUAUCACUCGGACCUUGCAUGGUAUGAUACGGACGAAGGGAACUCACUGUUUGAUGCAGAUAGUGCAUCCUUUUUUCUUGGAGAUGAUGCGUCUCUACAAAAGAAGGAAGCCGAGCUGGCAAAAAGACUGGUUAGAAGGGACGGUAGCAAAAUGUCACUUGCUCAGAGUAAAAAAUACUCUCAGCUUAAUGCAGAUAAUGCUCAGUGGGAAGACCGUCAGCUUCUCAGAUCUGGAGCUGUUAGAGGCACAGAAGUGCAGACUGAGUUUGAUAGUGAAGAAGAACGGAAAGCAAUUCUUCUUGUACACGAUACGAAGCCUCCUUUUCUUGAUGGAAGAGUCGUUUUCACAAAGCAAGCGGAGCCAGUAAUGCCUGUAAAGGAUCCCACAUCAGAUAUGGCUAUAAUUUCACGAAAAGGAUCGGGCCUUGUCAGAGAAAUUCGGGAGAAACAAAGUAUGCAUAAAUCACGACAGCGAUUUUGGGAGCUUGCAGGAUCUAACCUUGGUAAUAUCCUUGGUGUUGAAAAAUCAGCUGAGCAGAUUGAUGCCGAUACUGCUGUAGUUGGUGACGAAGGUGAAGUAGACUUUAAAGGAGAGGCUAAAUUUGCACAACAUAUGAAGAAGGGGGAAGCUGUGAGUGAUUUUGCCAUGUCAAAAACCUUGGCAGAGCAACGACAGUAUCUCCCCAUAUUUUCUGUUAGAGAUGAAUUAUUGCAGGUAGUAAGAGAAAACCAGGUAAUUGUGGUGGUUGGCGAAACUGGUUCGGGGAAGACCACUCAACUAACACAGUAUCUUCACGAGGAUGGGUACACUAUAAACGGUAUAGUAGGUUGCACCCAACCAAGGCGUGUAGCAGCCAUGAGUGUUGCAAAGAGAGUUAGUGAAGAGAUGGAAACAGAGUUGGGCGAUAAAGUAGGGUAUGCGAUUCGUUUUGAAGAUGUAACUGGUCCAAACACUGUCAUAAAGUACAUGACCGAUGGAGUGCUACUGAGAGAGACACUCAAAGAUUCCGACCUGGAUAAGUAUCGUGUGGUGGUGAUGGAUGAAGCGCAUGAAAGGUCACUCAACACAGACGUACUUUUUGGAAUACUAAAAAAAGUUGUGGCUCGGCGUCGUGAUUUCAAACUGAUAGUCACGUCAGCAACCCUUAAUGCUCAAAAGUUUUCCAAUUUCUUUGGGAGUGUUCCUAUAUUCAACAUUCCUGGAAGGACUUUCCCUGUCAAUAUUCUCUACUCUAAAAGUCCUUGUGAAGACUAUGUUGAAGCUGCUGUUAAACAGGCAAUGACGAUCCACAUAGCGAGCCCACCUGGGGACAUUCUCAUAUUUAUGACCGGGCAAGAUGAAAUUGAAGCAGCAUGCUUUUCACUUAAGGAGAGAAUGGAACAGCUUAUUGCAUCCUCCAGCAGAGAAAUCACGAACCUACUGAUUCUCCCAAUAUACUCUCAGUUACCCGCUGAUUUGCAAGCAAAAAUAUUCCAGAAACCAGAAGAUGGAGCUCGUAAAUGCAUUGUUGCCACCAAUAUUGCUGAAACAUCACUGACAGUCGAUGGAAUAUAUUAUGUGAUUGACUCGGGGUAUGGAAAGAUGAAGGUUUUCAAUCCCAGAAUGGGUAUGGAUGCUCUUCAGGUUUUCCCCAUAAGUCGUGCUGCCUCUGAUCAGCGUGCAGGAAGAGCAGGGAGGACAGGGCCGGGAACAUGUUACAGGCUGUAUACAGAGAGUGCUUAUUUGAAUGAGAUGUUGCCAAGUCCCGUGCCAGAGAUUCAACGAACGAAUCUGGGUAACGUUGUCUUGUUGUUGAAGUCACUGAAAAUAGACAACUUGCUUGAUUUUGAUUUUAUGGAUCCACCUCCACAAGAGAACAUCCUCAACUCUAUGUACCAGCUUUGGGUGUUGGGUGCUCUUAGCAAUGUUGGAGGACUAACGGAUCUCGGGUGGAAGAUGGUGGAGUUCCCAUUGGAUCCACCUCUUGCAAAGAUGCUCUUAAUGGGUGAACGGCUUGAUUGCAUAAACGAGGUCUUGACGAUCGUGUCAAUGCUUUCAGUACCUUCAGUGUUCUUCAGACCUAAAGAGAGAGCAGAAGAGAGCGAUGCCGCAAGGGAGAAGUUUUUCGUGCCGGAAUCCGAUCAUCUAACGCUACUGAAUGUGUAUCAGCAGUGGAAAGAGCACGACUAUAGAGGAGACUGGUGCAAUGACCAUUACCUGCAAGUCAAAGGUCUGAGAAAAGCUAGAGAAGUAAGAUCCCAGCUUCUAGAUAUCCUCAAGCAACUGAAGAUACCACUCAAGUCGUGUGGACCGGAUUGGGAUAUUGUGAGAAAAGCCAUAUGUUCAGCGUAUUUCCAUAACUCAGCCAGAUUAAAAGGUGUUGGUGAGUAUGUGAACUGUAGAACUGGGAUGCCUUGCCAUUUGCAUCCGAGCAGUGCACUGUACGGUCUGGGAUACACACCGGAUUAUGUGGUGUACCAUGAGCUGAUCUUGACCACGAAGGAGUACAUGCAGUGUGCUACAUCGGUUGAGCCACAUUGGCUGGCUGAGUUAGGGCCCAUGUUCUUCUCGGUGAAGGACUCGGAUACAUCGAUGUUGGAGCAUAAAAAGAAGCAGAAGGAAGAGAAAACAGCAAUGGAGGAAGAGAUGGAGAAACUGAGAAGAGAUCAAGCAGAAUCGGAGGUCAGAAGCAAAGAGAGAGAGAAACAGAAAAGGGCAAAGCAGCAGCAACAGGUGUCAGGUCCUGGCUUGAGAAAAGGCACCACGUACCUCAGGCCUAAGAAGUUUGGCCUGUGAACAUUGUAAUCUUAUUUGUCAAAUAGGUGAAACCCCAAAAGACCGGUUUGGUAAUGUAGCCAAAACUUUACUAAAGAAAGAAAAGAACAAAAAGAAAAAAAAAACAGAACCAAAACAGAGAAAAUUGUAUUACUUUGUUUCCGAGUCUCCGACUGUGUUCCGUUAUUAGUUAAUGAGAACAAUUGUUCCAAGCUUA